AUGUGGCAGCUUGUUUUGGGCUUGUUGCAGCAUCUAACUGUUGCAACUGCCAUAGUUGUGGAACGGAACAUGUUCGCUUACUAUAAAGUGCCGCUUCAUAUGUUAGAUAUGGACAGCGUUGGACACACAAAUACAAACGACACCAGCACCAGUCUGUACUUCAUUCUACAGUGUCCACCAAAGUUAAACGACACCAUACCCAAGCCAAAGGACAUGCAGACCUGCAAUGUGGUCGACCAGUACAAUGAAAUGUGGCGCGAAAGAAAGCUGAAAAGCAAGCGACUACACAUGGUGCCCUUUAGAAUUGUGGUGCGUCCAUUGCCGCCACCAACACCCCUACAAUUGAGUUUGUCUCACAGGCGUUCGAAGCGACAUCACUUGGCACGGAAUGGUGGAAAUCAGCUGUCGAAAUCGGACUCCUUUGAAGGCACGCCGCUUAAAUAUCUUGGCCUGCCGCAUCAAAAACAGAAACUUUUAAACUUGACUGCCGAUCACAGAAAGUUUAAGCGUGGCAGUCGUACCAAAGGAUAUCAACAUAUGUAUCACCGGGACGAGAGUUACAACGAUCACAUAUUCUACGAUGAACUGAAUCUGGAUGGCAAAUUCGAUAAUUAUGGAAAAGAAAAUGCCGACCCUUAA
Messenger RNA from Scaptodrosophila lebanonensis, 639 nucleotides. RefSeq lists its product as uncharacterized. The record is from RefSeq and is a predicted model, not a curated record. The transcript has a single exon. Bases 1 to 639 code for a protein of 212 amino acids. Lineage: Eukaryota; Metazoa; Arthropoda; Insecta; Diptera; Drosophilidae.